Messenger RNA from Rhizoctonia solani, 1497 nucleotides. RefSeq lists its product as uncharacterized. NCBI's taxonomy places the organism in Eukaryota, Fungi, Basidiomycota, Agaricomycetes, Cantharellales, Ceratobasidiaceae. The transcript is spliced from 4 exons. The record is from RefSeq and is a predicted model, not a curated record. Bases 1 to 1497 code for a protein of 498 amino acids.
AUGUCUGAAUCCCUCAAGGGCCUCGGUCGUGAGGAGGUGGCAGCCCGGCGUGCCGCUCUAACUGAUGGACGAUGGAGGAACCGAGAAGGAAUUGGGAUGUAUCAGCGCUCUACCUCCAACGCACUUCGAAAUAUUUUGUCUGGUGUCAAAAGUGCAUUACCAUCUUUAUCUCGAGCACGGUCAAAAUCGAGAUCAAGGUCUGUAAGUCCUAAGAAACGAGCAGUCCCAGCUUCACAGAAUCCUGUCACUGAGUCUCCUAGAGCAGGCCCCUCUCGACUUGCCCCAGACCCAUCCCCCGCACGACCAGCUCUGGAUCCGUCUCCAGCUCGCUCAACUCAAUCUCGACGCAGCUCGGUCAAACGCAAAUCAUCAGCGGCUGCUGCUACUUCUGCUUCUUUAAUCUCCCCUCGAGCUACUUCUUCUCCUCGAAAGACGUAUCUCUCGCCCAACCGGAAAUCGUAUCUUUCUCCGUUCCGAAAGACAAACCCCUCUCCUCUGCGCAAGUCGAUUUUCCCUAGAUCCCCCACAAAGUCUCCCACUCGAAAAUCUCCCGCUGCCCGAUCAAAAGCUCAAGCUAAAUCGAAAUCAAAGCUCAAGGUCAACAAAGGCAAGGUUCCAGAGCCAGAACCGGUUGCGCCUGCUUCCCCUGGCCGGCGACGAGCGAGUGUUCGGGCGAUCGAUCAUCCCGAAGAGGAAGUCUCACGGGCACCCGAGCUGCAAGGUGAAGGUUCGACUGAUGAGGUAGAAUACGAGGGAUUAGCGACUGUAGAGGAAGAACCAGAACCGGAGCCGGAGCCAGAAUUACAACCAGAGCUGGAGCCAGAGCCAGAACCUGGGCAUGAAACCUUCAUUCAUCAGGAUACGGGCAAGAGUGGAGAUGGGGCAGAUGAAUCCGUAGUGGUAUUGAUGGAAGAGGAGGAACACCCGCCGCCAAAAGCAUCCAAAGGCAAAGGAAAGGCGAAAGGAAAGGCAAAGAGUCGGGCCGAACAGGAUACAACUGGAGCAGACGAUUCUGUCAUGGUCUUGGAGGAAGAGGCUCCUGCGCCUCCUCCACCCAAAAAGAACCGAAUUCAGACGAUCGUUCCGGAACCUGUGCAACGGCAGAAACCUGCUCGAUCUAGAAAGGCAUCCGGUAAUAAACGACCUGCUGUGGAAGACGACGAAGAACAACCGGAGGGGUCUCCUCCGAAACGUGCAAAGAGCACCAAGGGCAAAGCGAAAACAAAGGCAAAGGCACCAGCCAAGAAGGGGAAGACUACCAGGGCCAAGCCUCGAGGGAAGAAAACCGGAGCCUCACGAGCAAUAUCUGUAGAAUCCGAGCCAGAACCAGAACGUACGACUCCUGUACCCCAGGACAUCAUGGUUCCUCUUCAGGAUUCACCUCCACCUCGCCCGAAAGAUUCUAAGCGUCGUCGCUAUACCCUUAUGCCCGUUCGAACCAAGGAAGAAAUGGCCCAUCCGGAUUAUGAUCCGAUUGACUGCAUUGGCUGGCAGUAG